ACCCUUCGGAACGAAUUGCAGGCAUCGCUGGAAACGAAGAGAUCAGAAUCGGAGAAGGAGAAAAUGAGUUGGGUUUGGUUGGAAGCUACUCUUCCGCUAGGAAUCAUAGCAGGAAUGCUUUGUGUUAUGGGCAACGCUCAAUAUUACAUUCACAGAGCCGCUCAUGGCCGACCGAAGCACAUUGGGAACGAUAUGUGGGAUGUUGCGAUGGAAAGAAGGGACAAGAAACUCAUGGAGCAAGCCUCUUCUGCUUCUCCGAAUUGACCCGGUUGUUCCGUCAGCAUGCUUCUGAAA
Messenger RNA from Neltuma alba, 294 nucleotides. RefSeq names its product NADH dehydrogenase [ubiquinone] 1 alpha subcomplex subunit 1. Gene Ontology annotation, cellular component: respiratory chain complex I. Lineage: Eukaryota; Viridiplantae; Streptophyta; Magnoliopsida; Fabales; Fabaceae. The coding region runs from base 64 to 264 and encodes 66 amino acids. The transcript is spliced from 3 exons. The record is from RefSeq and is a predicted model, not a curated record.